GCAUUGUAUCUUUAAUGUGCUUUUAAAAUGCUAGUCGUGAGAGUCCUAUGGGCUUUUCUUUGGAUCCUUCCCCAGGCCCUGGGAAAGGACUUCUGUGCGGGGCAAUCGUUUGGAUCCAGAGCUGUCGACUCCGAUGAUACCCAAUCAUAUUACCUGUGCCUCGGUGUCCUUGGCUCUAUAAAAAAUACCUGCAAGAAUGGAUACUUGUUUGAUGGGCAAUCGCAGGGGUGUGUGAUUAACGACAAUGCAAAACUAGCAAUCAAAGAAUCAGAUGAUGAUAAGCAGAAAAUCAGCAUCAAGCAAAAUAUCAACGUGGACAGACCAGUUAUAUUCAACAUUUUCGGAAACUUCAAUUUCUUCGCCAGUCUCUGGGGCAGCUCUCAUGACACGACACCUUCGCCCCUGAAACCCAAACCGAUUGCGGACUUCCAAUUAUUUAACAGUGCUGUUGGAACUCCCAGUCCAAUACCGCAGGAUAAUGCUAGAGAGAUGAUAUCCAGCUCUGAAGAUCCAAAUUCUCCACCUGAAGGUGCAACAGAAAGUUCGACGCAGGAAUCCUCCACAGGUGUGCCGGAAGAUGAUGCAUCCACUGAAUCGAUACAAGAAAGUUCCACACUAGAAAGCCGUUCAAGCACUGACAUUUCUCUGUCUACAGAAGCUUCUUUAGAAGAUAUAAUCUUGAGCUCUGAAAGCUCAAGUUCGACGCAAGAAAGUUGGUCAAGCUCAGAAAGUUCCAUCUACACAGAGUUACCAUCUACAGAAGCGACAGAUGAAUCUUCUUCAACAGAAUCUCUACCAAAUAGUACCCAAGAAAGUACCACUGAAAGUCCUUUGCCCACCGAAUCAUCGACAGAAGUGACGGAUCAGCCUUCUUCAACAGAAUCUAUACCAGAUAGUACCCAAGAAAGUACCAGUGAAAGUCCUUUGCCCACCGAAUCAUCGACAGAAGUGACGGAUCAGCCUUCUUCAACAGAAUCUAUACCUGAUAGUACGACACAGGAAAGUAGCACUGAAAGUCCUUUGCCCACCGAAUCAUCGACAGAAGUGACGGAUCAGUCUUCGUCAACAGAAUCUCUACCAAAUAGUACCCAAGAAAGUACCACUGAAAGUCCUUUGCCCACCGAAUCAUCGACAGAAGUGUCGGAUCAGUCUUCGUCAACAGAAUCUAUUCCUGAUAGUACGACCGAAGAAAGUACCACUGAAAGUCCUUUGCCCACCGAAUCAGCGACAGAAGUGACGGAUCAGUCUUCGUCAACAGAAUCUCUACCAGAUAGUACCCAAGAAAGUACCACUGAAAGUCCUUUGCCCACUGAAUCAUCGACAGAAGUGACGGAUCAGUCUUCGUCAACAGAAUCUAUACCUGAUAGUACGACCGAAGAAAGUACCACUGAAAGUCCUUUGCCCACCGAAUCAUCGACAGAAGUGACGGAUCAGUCUUCGUCAACAGAAUCUCUACCAGAUAGUACCCAAGAAAGUACCACUGAAAGUCCUUUGCCCACUGAAUCAUCGACAGAAGUGACGGAUCAGUCUUCGUCAACAGAAUCUAUACCUGAUAGUACGACCGAAGAAAGUACCACUGAAAGUCCUUUGCCCACCGAAUCAUCGACAGAAGUGACGGAUCAGUCUUCGUCAACAGAAUCUCUACCAGAUAGUACCCAAGAAAGUACCACUGAAAGUCCUUUGCCCACUGAAUCAUCGACAGAAGUGACGGAUCAGUCUUCGUCAACAGAAUCUAUACCUGAUAGUACGACCCAAGAAAGUGGCUUAAGCACCGAAAGUUCUUUGACUACCGAAUCAUCUACAGGAGCGACCAAUGAGUCUUCUUCAACAGAAGCUUCAGAAGAAAGUAGUGUUAGCACUGAAGGUCCUUCUUCUACGGAAUCAUCAACAGGAGUGCCAGAGGAGCCUUCGCCAACAGAGCCUUCACCAAAUACUUCGACGCAAGAACUUCCCUCAUUUACAAGUCCAUCAUUUGAAAGCUCAACUGUUGAAAGUACAUCAAGCUCGGAAAAUCCGUCCACAUCAGAAUCGUCAACCACUGAGAACUCGGAAAAUUCGUCAUCGACCCAAUCAUCUCCACAAAGUUCGACAGAGGAAUCUAUUACCAGUUCCGAGAAUCCCUCGACCUCUGAAUCCUCGCCAAGUACCCCAGGAAAUGGUGGCGACUCCGGAAUCAGUGGGUCUUCCACAACGGAAUCUCCAUAUACCACCGAUAUUCCCUCAAGCUCAGAAGCUUCUCCAAGUACUCCAGGAAAUGGUGGCGACUCCGGAAGCAUUACCUCGGAAUCUCCACCUGAAGGCGCGACUACACGACCGUCCGAUCCACCAACAGAGAGCUCCACAAGUUCGUAUACCCCCCAACCGACUCCAGAAUAUUCGACCGAGGGUAUUGUCACUGAAACCUCAACUUUAAAUCCCUCAACUGGAACGACCCCUGGCCAUCAAGAAGCUGAUUGCAGCAACAUGUCCGAUGGAGUCUUUCUCCGGGACUCCCAGUCAUGCAAUAAAUACUAUGUAUGCCUGAAUGGCAAAGCAAUUGCCAGCCAGUGUCCCAGAAAUCUGUACUUCGACAUUACGAGGAAGGUCUGUAAUUUUCCCAGCUUUGUGAACUGCUCCCUCGAUGACGCCGUAGAUAAUGUUACAAAGAAGCCCUCGGACACAGGAUCGACUCCUGACUGUAAGUCCUUGCGAAAUGGCGCCUUUGUUAGAGAUCCACAGUCAUGCAGCACGUUUUAUGUUUGUGCCAAUGGACGGGCUAUACCACGACAGUGUCCCCGGGGUCUACACUUUGACAUAAAGUUAAACAUUUGUAACUACCCAAUCCUGGUUCAGUGCUCCUUAGAGGAAUCUCCGGCUGAUACGGCAGCUGAUGAGGCAUUACUAGCGAAGGGAGUACCGGAUUGCACCACAGUGAAAGAUGAUACACGGUUUGGAGACGCGAAGCAGCAUAACAAGUAUUAUGUUUGCUUGAAGGGAAAAGCGGUUUUGCAUUAUUGCAGUCCGGGAAAUUGGUUUGACCUUCGAAGUCAGAAAUGCAUUGACCAGCGGCUGGCCAAGGUGACCUGAGCACUGGAACUACUUACAUACAUAUAAGAGUAACGAUCUUUAAUCUAGGUUUAGAAUUUUGGUGAAAGGGUUUUGAAUAUAAUUAUACAAUGGGUUGAUGGGUAAAAUUACUUGUAUUAUUCCGUUUUACUGGUUACUGAACCAAAAGUUACAAGCAAACUCUAAAACGACCUAGCCAGUUGAUGUCUUCAAUAAAUUACUCUGUCUGCCUAGGAUUUACAAAACGAAUAAAGUACAUAUAAACUA
This is a messenger RNA of Drosophila erecta, 3312 nucleotides long. Its product is annotated as flocculation protein FLO11. The record is from RefSeq and is a predicted model, not a curated record. Gene Ontology annotation, molecular function: chitin binding. Bases 28 to 3066 code for a protein of 1012 amino acids. The transcript has 2 exons. Lineage: Eukaryota; Metazoa; Arthropoda; Insecta; Diptera; Drosophilidae. Gene Ontology annotation, cellular component: extracellular region.